AUGAGAAAAAGGGGAGGCUACCGUCGCAGUCGAAGCCGCAGCCCCCGCCGUGGAAAGCGGUAUGAAGUAAGCAAGGCGCAAUUAAUGCUCAGACCGAUCAACUGGAACCACCAGAAGUUGGAACCGGUUACCCGUUUGAGCUACCGCCCAAAAGUGGAUUACCGACGCUCCGAACGGGAGAUUAACGAGUGGAGAAAGGCUAAGGAAAUCACGACCAAAGGCCGCGAUGUUCCGGAUCCGGCUCUGACGUUCGAGGAAGUUGGCUUUCCAGCAGAGAUUGCCGACGAAUGGCGUUACGCGGAGUUUACCACACCGACCCCAAUCCAAUCGCAAGGUUGGCCAAUCGCCAUGUCCGGCAGGGACAUGGUCGGCAUUGCCAAGACCGGUUCCGGUAAAACGCUUUCCUAUCUUCUGCCGGCAUUGAUGCACAUUGAGCAACAGUCGCGGUUGCGCCGUGGAGAUGGCCCUAUUGCGCUAAUUCUGGCCCCGACCCGUGAAUUGGCCCAGCAAAUUAAGCAGGUUACCGAUGACUUCGGACGGGCUAUGAAAAUCAAAAAUACCUGUCUCUUUGGUGGCGGUGCCAAGCGUCAGCAAGGAGACGAUCUGAGAUAUGGAGUGGAGAUCGUUAUCGCCACGCCGGGAAGAUUGAUUGAUUUCCUGUCAACGGAACACACCAAUUUGCGCCGAUGCUCCUAUUUGGUGUUGGACGAGGUAAGUUUUCUUAGGGAUAACAUUCGUUUGAAAAUAGCAUCGGUUCCAAUACCAACCAAUUUGCCCUAUUUUGCCCUAUUAACAUAGAAAAUUAGAUUUAAAAUGUGUUUAUAAGAAACAGAUACUGUAAUGGAACGUUGAAAUUAGUUUUAGUUACAAUUGGAAGCUAACAGCUAUCGUGCGCAUAAAUGAUAGAUAUUUUUCCUAUUUUGCCCUACAUGCCCUUAAAACUGCUGAAUGAUAACAUUUUUUCUAUUGCUUUGUAAUGGUUCUGGUUGCAGUACAUGAAGUCUUAGAUCAUUUUUUAUGUAUACAAAUACAGUUUAUCGAUAAGGUUUAGAAUCAUUCACGGGAGAGUUCAAAUAGCUGUCCAUUUUACCCCAAUUCGUCCUGAUUUGUUAUCGCCUCAUGAAUGAAUCGAUUUCCCCCAUUUGCUUAUGCCCGAAUUGAUGGACUUUUGUUACUGAAACCAAUGUAAUCGAAAGGACAGUUGAAACAUAUGACUUUGGUGGGGAAUACAGGGUAUAAUUAGCAUUAACCCUAAUCUUGAUUUGUGGCAAAUAUGCACACAACUGAUUAAAUGAGGCAUCUUAAAUAUAUAUAUUUGGUGCUUUGAGGCGCCCUAUUUAAUUAGUUUAGCGCACAUUUGACAUAUUUUAUAAAAUGCUUAUUAUGCCCUUCAUUCCCCAUCAAAAGCUGAAAUUAUAGAAAAAGUCAUAUAUAUGUCUUUUUGAUAACAUUGGUUUCAGUACCAAUGCUAAUAAGGGAAAUUAAUUUAUUCAUUACUUGACAAAAAAUCAGGGCAAAUUGAUUUAUUCAUUACAUGUUGAUUACAUGACAAAAAUCAAAGCAAAUUGGGGUAAAAUGGACAGCUAAUUAUACUACUCCGAGAGUGAUUGUAAUAUUAUUCGAUAAACCGCAUUAAAUGCAUACAAAUUUUGUAUGUAUCAAAAAUGAUCCAGGGCUUCAUGUGUUGCAUCCAGCGACAUUACAAAAUAUAAUU
Aedes albopictus (Asian tiger mosquito) is the source of this 1714-nucleotide messenger RNA. RefSeq lists its product as uncharacterized. Gene Ontology annotation, molecular function: RNA binding; ATP binding; RNA helicase activity. Lineage: Eukaryota; Metazoa; Arthropoda; Insecta; Diptera; Culicidae. The transcript has a single exon. Bases 1 to 798 code for a protein of 265 amino acids. The record is from RefSeq and is a predicted model, not a curated record. Gene Ontology annotation, cellular component: nucleus; cytoplasm; ribonucleoprotein complex.